This is a messenger RNA of Vicia villosa (hairy vetch), 1131 nucleotides long. RefSeq lists its product as uncharacterized. The coding region runs from base 1 to 1131 and encodes 376 amino acids. The record is from RefSeq and is a predicted model, not a curated record. Lineage: Eukaryota; Viridiplantae; Streptophyta; Magnoliopsida; Fabales; Fabaceae. The transcript has 2 exons.
AUGGAGACUAAUUUGACUACUAUGAUAGAGAGGAUCAUGACCCAAAAUGGUCUGAACACCGGACUUCGAAGGCCAAAUUAUACAUCCCCUUUAUUAUAUUAUGUUUUACAAACUGAAUUACCCAGGGGUUGCAAGAUCCCUAAGUUUACCAAAUUUUCAGGGGAUACUAGUGAAUCUACCACAGAGCAUAUAGCCAGGUAUAUGACAGAGGCUGGAGAUUCGGCGAACAAUGAGGAACUGAGGAUGAAGUAUUUCCCCAGUUCUCUAACUAAGAACGCUUUCACAUGGUUCAUAACACUACCACCAAAUUCUAUAGAUACUUGGCCUCAGUUAGAGAGGUUAUUCCAUGAGCAAUUCUAUAUGGUUCAAACCAAGAUAAGUCUCAAAGAAUUGGCCGGUAUUAAAAAGAAUUUUAUUGAACCUAUAGAUGAUUAUCUGAACAGGUUCUGUUUGUUAAAAGCUAGAUGCUUUACAAUGGUGCCUGAACACGAAUUAGUCGAAAUGGCCGCUGGAGGUUUAGAUUACUCUAUCAGGAAGAAAUUGGACACUCAAUAUCUGCGAGAUAUGGCCCAAUUGGCUGAUAGGGUUCGCCAAGUCAAAAGAUUAAAAGAUGAGAAGGCUACGGUAAAUAAAAGCUAUAAAAAGGAAAGGGUUGCCUACGUCGAAGUAGACGAAGGAGAACCGGAGAUCUCCGAGAACCAAUAUGGUUUCGAAGACUGCGAAGUAGAUCUAGCCGAUUUAAAGGAAGCAGGCCCCUAUACCUGCAAGAUGAUCACACCAUCGAACGGAAAAAAUCUCGUUGAAAUUGAAAAGAAUGAUAAGUUUCCUAAGAAAACAUACACAUUCGACAUAACUAAAUAUGAUGAAAUAUUUGAUUUGCUUGUGAAAUAUGGCCAAAUGGUUUUGCCUCCUAACAUUAAAAUUCCUCCGGAUCUUAUUCAGAAUGCGAUCAAGGAAGGACGUCUGAAGUUUGCAGACAAAGGAAGAAAUCAAAUGAAGAUAGAUGCCAAUCCCCUUAAUAUUGCUGACACAAAUUACACUGAGCCUGUCGAAAUAUACAUGGUUGACAUGGUCGAAGUUGGAACAAGAGGGACCCCAGGAGAUGAAGAAGAUGCCCAAGUUGGAAAAUAG